Molecule: messenger RNA, 6086 nt
Organism: Grammomys surdaster
Lineage: Eukaryota; Metazoa; Chordata; Mammalia; Rodentia; Muridae
Gene: Grk3
Product: G protein-coupled receptor kinase 3
Exons: 16
Coding region: 16-1671 (551 amino acids)
Biological process (GO): G protein-coupled receptor signaling pathway; protein phosphorylation; regulation of signal transduction
Molecular function (GO): ATP binding; G protein-coupled receptor kinase activity; G protein-coupled receptor binding
Source: RefSeq, a predicted model, not a curated record
UUCAUUCCUAUUUACAUGAUACCACUUCUUCUCUAUUCUUUGCAGCCAUACAUAGAAGAAAUCUGCGAAAGCCUUCGAGGGGAUAUUUUCCAAAAGUUUAUGGAAAGCGAUAAAUUCACUAGAUUCUGUCAGUGGAAGAACGUGGAAUUGAAUAUUCACCUCAGCAUGAAUGACUUCAGUGUGCACAGGAUCAUCGGCCGAGGAGGGUUUGGAGAAGUUUACGGCUGCAGGAAAGCAGACACCGGUAAAAUGUAUGCCAUGAAGUGCUUAGACAAGAAGCGGGUGAAGAUGAAGCAGGGAGAAACGCUGGCUUUGAAUGAGAGGAUCAUGCUGUCUCUCGUGAGCACUGGGGACUGUCCCUUUAUCGUCUGCAUGACCUAUGCUUUCCACACGCCGGACAAACUCUGCUUCAUCCUUGACCUGAUGAACGGCGGUGACAUGCACUAUCACCUCUCCCAGCACGGGGUGUUUUCUGAGAAGGAGAUGCGGUUUUACGCCAGCGAGAUCAUCCUGGGCCUCGAACAUAUGCACACCUGCUUCGUAGUCUACAGAGACCUGAAGCCUGCGAACAUUCUCUUGGAUGAAUACGGGCAUGUGAGGAUAUCGGAUCUUGGCCUUGCCUGCGAUUUCUCCAAAAAGAAGCCUCACGCCAGCGUGGGCACUCAUGGGUACAUGGCUCCCGAGGUGUUGCAGAAGGGGACCUGUUAUGACAGCAGCGCUGACUGGUUCUCUCUCGGCUGCAUGCUCUUCAAACUCCUGCGGGGCCACAGCCCCUUCAGGCAGCAUAAAACCAAAGACAAGCAUGAGAUAGACCGCAUGACCCUGACCGUGAACGUGCAGCUUCCAGAUGCCUUCUCCCCUGAGCUGAGGUCCCUCUUGGAGGGUUUGCUCCAGCGGGACGUGAGCCAACGGCUGGGCUGCGGAGGAGGAGGGGCAAAAGAGUUGAAGGAGCACAUCUUCUUCAAGGGCAUCGACUGGCAACAUGUGUACUUACGGAAGUACCCGCCACCCCUAAUCCCUCCUCGGGGAGAAGUCAACGCUGCAGAUGCCUUCGAUAUCGGCUCGUUUGAUGAGGAAGACACCAAAGGCAUUAAGCUGUUGGACUGUGACCAGGACCUCUAUAAGAACUUCCCGCUGGUGAUCUCCGAGCGCUGGCAACAGGAAGUGGUGGAGACCAUCUACGAUGCCGUCAAUGCCGAUACGGAUAAAAUCGAGGCCAGGAAGAAAGCUAAAUAUAAGCAGCUUGGUCAAGAGGAAGAUUACGCCAUGGGAAAAGACUGCAUCAUGCACGGGUACAUGCUGAAGCUGGGGAACCCCUUUCUCACGCAGUGGCAAAGACGCUAUUUUUACCUGUUCCCCAACAGACUGGAGUGGCGAGGAGAGGGCGAGUCUCGACAAAAUCUACUGACCAUGGAACAGAUCAUGUCUGUGGAGGAGACCCAGAUUAAAGACAGAAAGUGCAUUUUACUCAGGAUAAAGGGAGGAAAGCAAUUUGUCUUGCAAUGUGAGAGUGACCCCGAGUUUGCACAGUGGCUGAAGGAACUGACAUGCGCCUUCACUGAGGCCCAGAGACUGCUGCGCCGUGCCCCCAAAUUCCUCAACAAACCACGUGCCGCCAUCCUGGAGUUCUCUAAGCCACCGCUGUGUCACAGAAAUAGCAGCGGCCUCUGAACCACAGAACAAGCAGCAGGGCCUGGAGGAGGGGCCCCAGCUCUUCAGCCCAGGAGUGGAGUAGAGCCACAGGGAACCGUGUGGGGCUGAUGAAACACAGUGGUUCUGAGCACUGGGCUGCUCCAGGCCGAGGAGGCCCACGACACCAGGGCGGCCCUCGGGGAGCUGGGAUAUCCUCGGGGCUGGCCUAUCCACACUCGAAAUUACUGAAGAAGCAGAGGCAUUUCUCUGUGCAACCCUCUGACUUUGAUAUCCAUGGACCCAGAAUGCAAAACGAUCCUUACCUCUCUAGCUUUUAUGUCUGGCAGGGAGCAUAUCUGGGGUGGGAUCACAGUAUCUGGGAUUAGAGUGGCCUGUCCUAGGCAUUGCUGUAUCUGAGUGCCUGCCUGAGGUGUGGGGGUUGAGAUCCUGGAGGAGGCUUCUCGGUAGGUCAGAGCUGAUUCCUUGCUGUCCCUGAGGUGAAGAGGUAGCCCUCAGCACCAUGUGCCUCUGAUGGCUUCUUUCCAGAGAUGCCAGUCAGAGGGAAGAGGUAGGAUAUCCCCUUGAGGAAACUCCACGACAUCCAUCAUGGCCACUUCUAGUGGGCAUGACCAGGACUUCAAGUAGGACAUAGGUAACCCACCAGACAGUGCCCCCCCAUGCAUGGAGCUCAUGAACUCGGGGUUACUAUUGACGGUUAGGUCUAUGACAGAGUCCUCCUGCUCUCCCUGUUUGACCUGGGGAGCAUUUGAAGAUAUGCCCAAGAUGGAGAAAGGUUUCUGCCUUGUCUUUCAGUAUAAUUUAUAAUGAUCUCACACUGGUGGGUGACAAUGUCCAGCGGUCCCCUGUGCACUCUGGCGGCACCCCACACCCUCUGUCACUAAUGCACUGUGUGCUGGGUUAUCCUGGCAGGCACAGCAGUUUGCCCAGCCCCCUUUCCCUUAAAGGUGUUUUUUUUUUUUUUCCCCCACUGCGGCCCUGAAUAAAUCAAUGCCAGGGCCCCAUGUCACCACACUGAGAGAGAAGUCCUGCAAAGUCUCUACGGACUUGUCCAAUUCCCUGGGGGUGGUGUUACCGGGUCUCUAGAGGAACACCUGAGCACAUAAACCUGACAGCAGAAUUCUUUGCGUUCUGGAUCUUCCUGACAGUUUCUUUCCCAGUGUGUAUUAUGUUCCUGUGCUGGGGAAAAAUAAGGUGUUUUAUUUAUUUAUAUGUAUUUUUUUUUAUUGCAGUUACCUUUGAGAGUUUGGAAGAUAAUUUACCGAGAGGGUCUGGUACUCUGCAGGUGCACAAAGGACCUGUGAGGCUCCGAGCCUGUCUCUCGCCAAACAUUCAGGGUUCAGGUUCACACACAGUGCCGCACUGUUCACUGCCUUCUGGGAUGAGAAUGUGGUGUCACCUAGCAUGGGCACCCUGGUUGCUUAAAAUAUUAGUGUUCAGAUUCUACUACACACACACACACACACACACACACGCGCACACACACACGCGCAGCUAAGUAUUGUGGUUACUGUGUAGGCAUGGUUAGAAUGGACAGCUCAUGCAUGUUCAAUCGGACCUGCAAGGGUUGAGGCUGUACCUCCGGCCUCUUUAGGGCAUAUAGAGACUUCCCCCUAUCCCUCCAUAUUGGGUGGGGGCUUGACCCCAGCACGUGUUGGACUAGCUGUGAAAAUCUCUUAUUGGGGUUAUAGCUGUACCAAAAUCUUUUAAGAUGACCUGGGGUCAUGGGAUCCUGCACCUGCACAAAAUCAUGCCACACUGUCGCAGAUAUAUCAUGUGUUGUUAUUUUGGCUGAGUUAAUUUUAAGUCUCCUUUCCUUUUAGAAAAAGAAGUGUGCAUGUGUGUAUGUGUGUGUAUGUGUGUAUAUGUGUGUGUGUGUGUGGUUGGGGGAUGUCUCCUAUGAGUUCUCCUGCCUCAGACUUCAAGUAAACCAUUUUGUCCCCUCAACUCCAUUUCCCUUGAGGACAGAACUGAGACAGAGGGCAGAUGGGCCCUGGCAGAGUCCUAGAGGUUUGCAUGAGCUGGUGAUGGAUCUGCUAACCACACCUCAGAGGCUGUCCUUCCAACCCAGCACGUGGCUAGGGUCCAUAGGGUGGAAGAAGAGGCCAGCUGAGGUUGUGAUGCACAGCUCUACGAAAGUUCCCAGCCUGCAGACGGGUCUCUAGAUGUCUCUUGUACUUAGACCGUUAACAGGACGAGGCGUGUGCUCUGGUGACUCGGGGUUUCUGGACUGGAGCGCUUAACAUGAUCGGGGUGUUCCACGUGAUGCUGUUUUUAGACAAUUAUGCUCUACAUAGGCUUGGCUUCCUAAAUCGAGAAUCAAUGCACAAAACCCAAGGAUAUUACAUGAUUUUAAAGCCUCUAUGUGACACACACCAAAUUAAAACCUUUGGCAAGCUCUAGUUUGUUUAUUCACUUAUCUUAACCUAAAAUACCCUCUUGUCCAUGGGGCGUCCUGCUUUUGCCUCUGGGUCAUAAUUAAAUGUGAUUUAAAAAAAAAAACAAAGCCUGUGGAAAUUGUCACUCAGUGGUUGACAGAGGAACCUGUCUUGCUAUUGAUACAGGAGUGUGCACAUUGAUAGGCCCGUUGGCUGACAUUACAAACUGUGUAUGUAAGACCAGCGAUGAAGGAUGGAUGGUGGCCUACCAGGAAUUGAUGGUGAAGGCUCACAAGCCCAGCCUCGAUUUAUAGAGGCAGGAGGCUUAUGAAUUUAAGGCUAGCCUGGGCUAAAUAACAAGUCUCUGCGUUCAGAACACCAAGGGCUGUGGCAGUAGCUCUGGGGCCAAGGUCAAGUGUCCAAGGUUCUGAGUUUAAUCCCCAAAGAGGGUAGACAAUGGGCAGCAGACUGUUAGCCAACUAGUAAGAUUUAGCUUGAGUGGUCGCCUUGAACUUGGCUAUGCAUCUAAAAGAAGCCCCACUAGCCAGGAUUGUUCACCAGUGGUCAAUGUGACAGAGGGGCAGAGCUCCUCAGGACAGGAACUUACCAUUUCUAUGGUAGGGUAAGGACAGAGGGAGAAGGCUUGGUUGGCUGAUGGAAGCCACACACACUUGGCAUGAUGACCCAUCAAGAAGGGAAUGAGAGAAGCUCACAGGACAUGCCCUCAGAAUCCCCCAAGGGAUUUUUUGCAAGCCUUGCUUGCUUUGUUCCCGAGGCAGAGCUGCUCCUGUCAUAAAGGUAACAUGUUCUUCGCUGGACAUUCCCAGGAAGGUUCCCUCAUCAGUGAUACAUCCUGGACACUGAGCCUGUCACCUGACACUGUGGGUGUGUAGCCCAGGCAGUGAGAGGCUAUGACCUAGUUACUGUCCUUAAAUGGACUGCCAAGGGGUGUGUGUCCAACAUAGACCCGGUGGACCCCAGAAUGACAUCAUGGCCUUCCUACAUGUUGGACUCCAUUUCUCGGAACUUUCAUAAUUUAAAAUUAAAAAAAAAUCUUUUCUUUUCCUGAGUGAGGUUUACUUGAAACAUUUGUCUUAACAAGAUUGCUUUAACUCCAUUGGUUGGUUCAGGCCUCUCUGUUUGUUGCUAUGGAAAUGAAGAAGGAUGAGCCUAAGUCCUCUUCUCCUCAGUGCAUGGUGGACAAUAGCAUUUUCUUUGUUGGUUGCUUUUUGUCUACUUAGAAAAAUAAGUGAGAACACAGUACAGAACCUCAGACCAGCAGCCCCAGUAUUCAGGACACUGAGACAGGAGGAUGACAAGUCCCAGGACAUCCUGGGCUACGGGAAAUCCUGCCUUAGAAAUAAAUAAACUAACAGACUAAGAGUUGUUUUCUGACACAGGUGUGACCGCUCCUACAAGCAACCAGAAGGUGCCAUGUUCCCAAAGUGGAAAACCACACAUUGUAAAAUGGCCUUUAACUAAAAAGCAGCCACAGAGACUGGGUUCAAAAUGUUCGUCUUUCAUGAAGAAUAGAUUCCCUUAGAGCUGAUUCAAAUCCAUAGCAUAGAGUUAGGUCUCCAGCAUCUAAUAGUCUGAGUCCUUCCUGCAAACACCUAUGCACCCCUUUAUAUUUUGCCGUAGAUGUAAAGCAUCUUUGACAGCAGUUUGAGGAUGGAGCCAUCAUUCUGAUUAUCAACUGUGAUUUUCUUUUGCUUCCUUGGAGUUUUACCUGCCCUGUGGUUAUAUGUAUUAUUUGUGGUUUAUAAACUCAACACUGGCUUUUUUUUUUUUAGUUCUGUUAUUAAAUUAUAUUUUUCUAUGUUUUAAGUAAUAGCAGAUCUGGCUUCUUCUGGUAACGGAGAUGGAUGGACCCUGUAACUAUGAGACAAGAGUUCUAUUUUAGCACAAAGGCAUUUUAUAUUAUUUAUUGAAUCCGUAUGUGCGUUCCCAUGGAAACCAUCUGUAUUUCUGCUUCUUGUGAUCUGUAUGGUUUGUUAUUUAAAGAGAAAUGGCAGCCUUUUGUGUUGCUGAGACAAUAAAACUGAGCUCCUACAAGCA